GGCACAGAUCCCACCAGACCGACCCUAUUCGCCAUCAAGGGGAUAGUCUUCGACGUGAGCAGGAAUCCCGCUUUCGCGCCGGGGGGUUGUUAUCACAGUACGCGCCAUUUACAUUCCUUGCCAAGAUGCGACUCUUCGCGUGCACUGGCUCGUUCAACCUUCCACAAGUCGUCUUGUACAGCCGAGUUUCAUCAUCUCGGGGAGCAAGAGCAGACGAUUCUUAAUGAGUGGUUUGAGUUCCAUAUGAAGCGGUACAGGAUUGUGGGAAGAUUGUCAUGUGACAGUGACUGGCAGGGUGAUCAAUCUUACUGUGAGACUCUGAAUCGAGAUGAUAAUAUAUUUUGA
Aspergillus saccharolyticus JOP 1030-1 is the source of this 345-nucleotide messenger RNA. RefSeq lists its product as uncharacterized. Lineage: Eukaryota; Fungi; Ascomycota; Eurotiomycetes; Eurotiales; Aspergillaceae. The transcript has 2 exons. The record is from RefSeq and is a predicted model, not a curated record. Gene Ontology annotation, cellular component: endomembrane system; membrane. The annotation marks the transcript as partial.